This is a messenger RNA of Babjeviella inositovora NRRL Y-12698, 1952 nucleotides long. RefSeq names its product bifunctional DRAP deaminase/tRNA pseudouridine synthase. Gene Ontology annotation, biological process: pseudouridine synthesis. Gene Ontology annotation, molecular function: pseudouridine synthase activity; RNA binding. The record is from RefSeq and is a predicted model, not a curated record. NCBI's taxonomy places the organism in Eukaryota, Fungi, Ascomycota, Pichiomycetes, Serinales. The transcript has a single exon. Bases 49 to 1887 code for a protein of 612 amino acids.
CUCUCCCGCUUCCUCUCUGUGAAAUCCAAGCGUUACACCAUCCAAAGUAUGUUCAACAACCGUGAGGGUACCAAGAAGAGCCCGGAGAAGCAGGAAACUCGGAAAGGUGAGGGUGAGAACCCAAGAAAACGCUUCAUCAGCGGAAUCGUGAGAGACGAAAACGGAUUCAAGAUGCGCCGCCAGGCGAUUGACUCGCAGAAUCUCGUCGCCUCAGAGCACUUCCAGACGGGUUCGCCGACACCGGAAGCCCAGACGAUGCCGCUGGACAAGACCAUUCUCCAGGAAGAGCAGGAGGGCGCAAACUACGUAGUGGAAGGAUCCGUCCGCCGGAUUACACCGUACUACUUCACAUACCUCACCUAUUGCAAGUUGCGUUGGAGAGACCGCAAGUUAUUAGACGUUUUCGUGGACGAGUUUCGCGACAGAGACGAGGAGCACUACCGCGAGGCGAUAUCCCUGGGCCGUGUGUUCCUCAACGACAAGGUUGCGAACUUAGACUCUAUUAUCCGCAAUGGGGAUCUCAUCAGCCACAGAAUCCACAGACACGAGCCACCUGUGACGUCUAGACCGAUCAGGAUAGUUCAUGAAGACGCGGAUAUCAUUGCCAUCGACAAGCCGUCGGGGAUUCCUGUGCACCCGACUGGCCGCUACCGCUACAACACAAUCGUGAAGAUUUUUGAGGUGGAGAAAGAUCUCAAAGUGAACCCGUGCAACCGCUUAGACCGUCUUACGAGUGGGCUCAUGUUCUUGGCCAAGACUGCCAAGGGUGCGGAUAAGAUGGCGGAAGCGUUGAGAAACCGUGAUGUUGCAAAGGAGUACGUCGCACGCGUUAUUGGCGCGUUUCCUCUCGGUGAGAUUUCUGUUGAUAAGAAACUCAAGACGAUCAACCCUAAGAUUGGGUUCAACAAGGUGGAUGCCGACGGGAAGGAGUCGCGAACAACGUUCAAGCGUAUCAGCUUUGACCCAAAGUCCAACACUUCCAUUGUCAAAUGCAAGCCGUUCUCCGGCAGGACACAUCAGAUUAGAGUUCAUUUACAGUUCUUGGGGUAUUCGAUUGCCAACGAUCCUAUUUACUCCAACCCAACGGUCUGGGGUGAUAACUUGGGGAAGGACGGUGUGUGUGACGUUGAACAGGUGGAGAGGGAGCUCUCUAAGAUUGGAAAAACAGAAUCAGCACGUUCUUGGGCCCAUUUGGACUCCAAGGGUGAGGUUAUAAGCGGUGAACGCUGUCCCGACUGCAAGAUUGAACUCUAUACAGAUCCUGGUCCCAAUGACUUGGAUCUCUGGUUGCAUGCCUACAAGUACGAGGCUUCUGAUAGAUCGUGGUCUUACAAGACGGAGUAUCCAGAUUGGGCCUUGAAAUCCCACUUGGAGUAUAUGGAAAUGGCAUUGGAAGAGGCCCAGAAGUGUGAGCCUACCACUGCUGCCUUUUCCGUCGGUGCAGUUUUGGUACAUAACGGAGAAGUUAUUUCAACCGGGUUUUCCCGCGAGUUACCGGGAAAUACACACGCCGAGCAGUGUGCAUUGGAAAAGUACUUUGAGCGGGAGGGUACACGCACCGUGCCGUCGGGCACUGUCAUUUAUACCACCAUGGAGCCGUGUUCCGAACGCUUGAGUGGGAACAUGCCGUGUGUGGACAGAAUCUUGGAGACUCCCGAAAUCCAGACGUGCUUUGUCGGGGUCGUGGAGCCGGAAACAUUUGUGAAGAAGAAUGUGGGAUUGGAAAAGUUGAAUGCUGCGGGUGUUGAGUACAUCCACAUUCCUGGAUAUGAGGCAGAGUGUUUGAAGGCUGCCUUCAAGGGGCACCCGGAGGAGGCCAAAGGAGCCGAAGCGGUUAAAGAAGCCGAAGCGGUUAAAGAAGCCGAAGCGGUUAAAGAAGCCGAGUAGCGGAAAAGGUAUCAUAGUGUAUUAAUAUGCAUUAAUAAUUAUUUCAUAUUGAGAGAAGAAUUUAG